Messenger RNA from Pocillopora damicornis (cauliflower coral), 2300 nucleotides. RefSeq names its product gamma-aminobutyric acid receptor subunit beta-3. Gene Ontology annotation, biological process: monoatomic ion transmembrane transport. The record is from RefSeq and is a predicted model, not a curated record. Gene Ontology annotation, molecular function: transmembrane signaling receptor activity; extracellular ligand-gated monoatomic ion channel activity. Gene Ontology annotation, cellular component: membrane. NCBI's taxonomy places the organism in Eukaryota, Metazoa, Cnidaria, Anthozoa, Scleractinia, Pocilloporidae.
CAUCUACUCGCCGAAGGCUGUUUCAUUCUUUUUGGUGGGCGAUGUUUAAAUUUUAUCGCAAAGCGUUUGGUGUUCACCUGUGUAGUUUUAUGGUAUUUGCGAAUAUCUGUGCCAUCAAAUCAUCGAAAACAGAUGAUUCCAAAAGAGCUGUAGAUGUUGAUAUCACAGAUGGGACUCUACCCCCUUUGACUGAACCUCCCAAUGCAACAGCUAUUCUGGACAAAAUGUUUUUCAACUACGACAAAAGACUCAGGCCCAUGUAUGGAGGAGAUCCUGUUUACAUCUACGUAUCGCUGGGUUUCCUCUCCAUAAGCCAUGUGACGGAGGAAAAUAUGGAAUUUAAGGGGGACAUCUACAUGCGCCAGUUCUGGAAGGAUCCACGAUUGGCCUACGGUGACAAGAACUGGACAUUAAUCCUUCAAGGAGAUAUUCUCAACAAGAUGUGGUUUCCAGAUACGUAUAUCGAGAACGCUAAAAAAACAACCAUCCACGAUGACACAAGAACAGUCAUUGUGUUCGGAGACGGAAACGUGUUUUAUUCCGUAAGGGUCACAGUGAAUGCUAUGGGAUUAAUGGAUUUCAAAAACUACCCAAUGGAUGUCCAGCUAUUUUUCUUCAGAGUACUAAGUUACGGUUUUGACAUCACUCAGAUACGAUAUAAAUGGAUUGGUGUGUCGCUUUACAGUACAGACAUGGCAGAAUUCUUCGUCAUGAAUCAAACACUUGCUAGUGACAAGGUUAAAUAUAUGAUAGGUUGGUUCGACUAUCUUGACGUCAACUUCCACGUUCGAAGAAGGAUCGGUCAUUACGUCAUACGCAUAUUCUUUCCCUGCAUCCUUUGCACAGUUGUAUCGUGGCUUCCAUUCUGGAUGGAUAGGGGCGAGAUCGGUGAUCGUGGUGCUCUAGGCAUUACAACGCUGCUGACAGAAGUCUUCCUCUUGCAAUACACCAAUGACUCCAUGCCACGAGUCAGCUACGUAAAAGCCGCUGAUCUGUUUUUGAUUGUCUCUUUUGCUUUUACCUUUAUGGCUUUACUGGAAAGCGUCAUCGUAUACAACUACAAAAAGAGAUUUUUCCUAGCGGAAAGCGCUCAAUCAAAAUCGCUGACUGGUGGAAGAACGUUUUUUCGUAAACGUGCUUUCAAAGUGGACGAGGUUCGUAAGGCAGACACUGUCCACAUAAAUGGCUCAUAUAUUAACCCGGCAGUACAUGCUGAGCAAGAAGACCUAGCAAGUCCAUUACCCGAACUUCAAGAAACUAAAGCCCCUUGGAAAGAACCAGAGGAUGAAAAGCAGAAUUGUCCCAAAUGUUCCGUGCUGUCAAAAUCGAAAAUCUACAGCUACUACACCUGCGUCAAGAGUUAUUUUACAAAGAACGAUCUUAGUUUUUUCAUCGAGAUGUCCUCCCGUAUUUUGUUUCCCCUCAUGUAUGUCGGAUUUAUCGCCUUUUUCUUUGGAAAAUAUGGAAUAUAAAGUUGAGAACAUAGAACCUCUGCACAAAAGUUGUAGGAGGCAUAUUUAAUUUACAUUUUUUUUUAAAUAACUUUUUGACAGUUAAGUGCGGAAUAAAAAUUUAAGUAGUGCAAGAAACGCCAAAGGAACAAAAGAACCAAAUAUUGAGAAUUGAAUAAUUUAAUUUUCUGAUUUGCUUGAUUUUAAAGGCAUGCAAACCUAGUGACUGGAAAGCAAUUUGGAGUGACUAAUUCAUGUUAAAGAUCAUCUGAUUACUAGCGCACACAUCCAAAUAUUCUUCACAGCUAGUAGGUGUAAAACCAAGAGACACUCGAUAUAAUAGCAAUAAUGAGAGUGAUAUUGUCUGGUUAUAGACGUAUGAAAAAUUUCAGCAGAGCUGAUUUUUUUCGUCUUUGGAGUAAUAAGUAACAAAAUACGUGUUGAUACUUAAAAAGCUCAAACUAAAAUAAUUUACAAGGAGUAGCGCAUUGUGAACGCUCUUUUGUCUAGGUAAUGACUCGAGGUCCGUACCUCAAAAGUAAGUUUUCUUCUCUCUCUUCGUAAGCAGCUUCAUAAAAAUAUUUACAAGCUAGGAAUUGUAACCAUUUAGCAUAAGCUAACUACUUAUCUUUGGGCGUGCACCAGUCUACAAAUUACGGUCUAAACCGUAAAUUGUCUUAUUGAACUUUGCAGGUUUCAGUUUUUGAUUAUGAAGGCUGCUUUGCUCUGUUAGAUAUCUCUGGGCUGUAAAUAUAUCCGAAUGUAUUCCUUAUCAAAUCCUAUCUUCCUUCGUUAAGAACUUUUACAAAAGAAACCCUGGUUCAAAUAGUAACAUUCCAAUCCAAUAAC